UCUACAUGCAUUUCAACUCGCUACAGGACGUAUUUCUAGAAGUAGUAUUCAAAGCUAAAGAAUAAUAUGUCUGGUCGUGGUAAAGGAGGAAAAGGUCUCGGAAAAGGGGGUGCAAAGCGUCACCGAAAGAUCCUUCGUGACAACAUUCAAGGUAUUACCAAGCCGGCCAUCCGUCGUCUUGCUCGCCGUGGCGGUGUCAAGCGAAUCUCUGGUCUGAUCUACGAGGAGACUCGUGGUGUUCUCAAAGUUUUCCUUGAAAACGUUAUCCGCGAUGCAGUUACAUACACCGAACACGCUAAGAGGAAGACUGUGACAGCCAUGGAUGUGGUUUACGCUCUGAAGAGACAAGGCCGCACUCUGUACGGAUUUGGCGGUUAGACUGAAGUCUACGAACACAGAAAACGGCUCCUUUAGGAGCCACCAGAUUGUUAAAGUGAAUAGCCGACUUGUGAGCGACUAACUCAGCUACCUUUCUCCUCUAUUAAAGUAGUCAACAAAGAAAACACUUAAUUUGCCCUCACCUCCAAAUUUUCAAUAAAGUCAAAAGCGCUGUGAACCUGGAUUUUCGUCACCUUUUAUCGGCCCAAGUAUUUGUGAGCACGAAACUUCUCGACGAAAUGAUUAGUUUUCUCAUUUGGAGUUAUCUUGACUUGUAUACAAUGAAACCGAUCCAUUAACUUCUUUUGAAAACUUUUUGUACUGUUGUAAGUUUUCCCUAAAUAUCCUGAAGCACUUGUUAAGUGACAAGCAGUCAAUUUUCCUCAGAGUAUCUCAACUGAAUCAAACACCAAGUUCAAAGGAAAUCACUAUCUAUUAAAGAAGCUGGACUGUUAAAACAUA
Messenger RNA from Stylophora pistillata, 840 nucleotides. RefSeq names its product histone H4. Gene Ontology annotation, cellular component: nucleosome. Gene Ontology annotation, molecular function: structural constituent of chromatin; DNA binding; protein heterodimerization activity. NCBI's taxonomy places the organism in Eukaryota, Metazoa, Cnidaria, Anthozoa, Scleractinia, Pocilloporidae. The record is from RefSeq and is a predicted model, not a curated record.